AUGAUCUUGUUAGAGUCCCACAGCGUCAUCAUCAAUGAUGUACUCACCGACAGGUUCGAGAAAGCGUCUCGAGCCGAUAUCCAAUUUGUUGAUUACGACAAUGUCCGAUUCCACCUCUCAACCCCAGAAUCCAAGACGAAGUUACUAUUGUCGAUGGGUAUCCAAUGUUGGCCCGAUCUAGUGAAAUACGGUGCCAGAGAACACCUGCAAAAUGAAUAUGAGGGUUACUUGUUACCUCAGGAUCAGACUGAACCGGAGUAUGAUGUUAGUUUGGUUAUCGAUCUGGAACAGUUGCCAGAGGGUAAUGAAGAUCGUCUCGCCCUCAUAUCCAAACUCGCCCAUCUAAAAUCAACAGCCAUGUCAUCCCCUUUCUUGUCUGCUUUCGCCGAGGAGUCAACCCUCCAAGCGAAUUAUAAAGAUGCAGGUGGAGCUCAACAGAAGGACAUCGCCGAACAAUCAGAAACGAAAGGUGAAUUGAAAAUUGUUAGAUACAGGGAAGAAGAGGCGAUAUACAUCCAAGCUUCCAAUGAUAGAGUAACGGUCGUGUUUAGUACGGUGUUCAAGGAGGAGACUGAUAAAGUAUUUGGAAGGGUUUUCUUACAGGAAUUCGUCGAUGCUCGUAAACUCAAUGCACUCCAGAAUGCACCUCAAGUGAGAUACUCUAAUCGAGAACCACCACUUGAGAUUAGACAUCUACCUGGAUUGCAUAAUGGUGAAGAUUGGGGAUAUGUUACGUUUGUCUUCUCACCGAGACAUUUCGCCAACCCAGCACAGACUCAACAGACCAUCGACCGAAUCCAACUGUUCCGAGAUUACUUGCACUACCAUAUCAAAUGUUCCAAAGCAUACAUGCACUCCAGGAUGAGAUACAGGGUAGCGGAGUUCCUCAAGAUUCUCAACCGAGCUAAACCCGAGGUCGCAGCUGAGAGAAGGACCGCCACUGGUAGGACUUUUAGGACGAGAUAG
This is a messenger RNA of Kwoniella botswanensis, 966 nucleotides long. RefSeq lists its product as uncharacterized. Gene Ontology annotation, molecular function: structural constituent of cytoskeleton; actin filament binding. Lineage: Eukaryota; Fungi; Basidiomycota; Tremellomycetes; Tremellales; Cryptococcaceae. Gene Ontology annotation, cellular component: actin cytoskeleton; Arp2/3 protein complex. The record is from RefSeq and is a predicted model, not a curated record. Gene Ontology annotation, biological process: Arp2/3 complex-mediated actin nucleation; actin filament polymerization. The coding region runs from base 1 to 966 and encodes 321 amino acids. The transcript is spliced from 6 exons.